GUUUCAGUCGAAAAAUCUUGUGUUCUCUUUACUAUUUUUACAGAUCAAUGUCCGUACUUGAUUUUUGCCUCAAAUAUUUUUCGGUCUCCAUACUUUCCUUAACCUACAGCCCUUCAUGUAAAUUGUGGUCGAGGGUGUCUCAAAGAUUCUCAGCAAUCUUUUAUCUUGUACACGCUGGAACCCUUUCAUCUUCCCUCCUUUAAAGCUUCACUUUUGAAACUCCAAAACCCUUGUCACACAUGAAUUGAAUUUAACUUGAACCAACGUUUUAAGAAUUGAAUUAUCAAUGGCUACAAUUUCAAGAUUUUUUGCUAAAGAUUGUAGAUUGCAGCAAUGUGACGCUCUUCAGAAGCUAAACUGUGGUCUUUCCGCCAGAAGGCUGCACAGCUAUCAGAAUUUCAGGUGUGAGCUUAUUACAUCCGAGAGUGACAGAAGUAAUUUGGCUAUUCAUAGCAAACACCAGAGUUCUGUUACUGCUGUCUCGUUGCCGUGGACAUCUGCUUCUAGGAAUUCAAGAGUUUAUUGCAAGGCAGCCACCUCUGGAGAUUUUACAGACAAUACUAGUAAAACGAGCCAAUAUGAGAGAAUUAUUGAAACGUUGACAACUCUCUUUCCUGUGUGGGUAUGUUCAUGCUUUGUAAGAGUAAAAAUCCAUUCUUUUCCCUUUUUCCCUCUAUGUCGUCCUUGGAAGAAGUUAUAUCUUUGAAAGAUUCACAUUCACAUUUCAGUUCUACUGACUCUCUGCAGGUCAUAUUAGGUACCAUUAUUGGCAUUUACUAGCCUGCUGCGGUAAGUUUUUGCAUUUGCAACUGCUGAAAUUAAUAAUUAUCAAUUUGUUGAAUCUUGGAGUCUUACAGGUUACUUGGUUAGAAACAGACCUAUUUACUGUUGGUCUGGGUUUCCUCAUGCUUUCAAUGGGAUUGACACUUACAUUUGAGGACUUUAGACAAUGUUUACGCAAUCCUUGGACUGUAAGUAGCAAAUUAUAUGUAAUGCAGAAGAGAUUCUGAUAUUGAGGAGAUGAAUACUUUUGUUGAUCAAUUUGAGAGAAAUUGUUGGUUGUGGUUUUAGGUGGGUGUAGGGUUUUUGGCACAAUACAUCAUUAAGCCCAUGUUGGGCUUCUUCAUUGCAAUGGUAAAUCUUCAUCGGCUACUUGUUGACAAAUUGCAUAUAGUAAUCAAAGAUCAUGUAUGAGCUCCUAGGAUUAUGACUGAACAUUCUUUUAUUCGACUCCGUUGGUUUAGAGGAUGUUUUAGUCUCAC
This is a messenger RNA of Olea europaea var. sylvestris, 1262 nucleotides long. RefSeq names its product sodium/pyruvate cotransporter BASS2, chloroplastic-like. The coding region runs from base 287 to 706 and encodes 139 amino acids. The record is from RefSeq and is a predicted model, not a curated record. The transcript has 3 exons. Lineage: Eukaryota; Viridiplantae; Streptophyta; Magnoliopsida; Lamiales; Oleaceae.